Molecule: messenger RNA, 297 nt
Organism: Emericellopsis cladophorae
Lineage: Eukaryota; Fungi; Ascomycota; Sordariomycetes; Hypocreales; Bionectriaceae
Product: ATPase inhibitor
Exons: 3
Coding region: 1-297 (98 amino acids)
Biological process (GO): negative regulation of ATP-dependent activity
Cellular component (GO): mitochondrion
Molecular function (GO): ATPase inhibitor activity
Source: RefSeq, a predicted model, not a curated record
AUGCUUCGCACGACCGUCUCCAAGGCGGCCGCCUUCCGUCCCCUUCGCACGGCCACUUUCACCACGACCGCACGCACCAUGGGCGAGGGCGACACUGGUGCCCCCCCCAAGAUGGGCGGCCAAGGCGAUGCCUUCCAGCGCCGCGAGAAGGCAAAUGAGGACUACACCAUCCGCCAGCGCGAGAAGGAGAAGCUGUUGAGCCUCAAGAAGAAGCUCGCUGAGCAGCAGCAGCACCUAGACCGUCUCUCGGCACACAUUGACGAGAUCACAAAGGACCAGGGUGGUGAGAAGAACUAA